AUCGCCCUACACCUUAUUGCUGGAAUCCGUUUUUAAAAGGUUAAACAAAAUCCUGAGUCUAUCGGAAAUUAAUGUUUUCUUCUAUUCAUCAAAAUUUCUGAUUUGUCAGCCAAUCCUACCAGAUAGAUUAUACUCGAGAAUCAUCAAAUUCCCUGUCCUCAUUUAAUAAAUCAAGUUAUAAACUCAUACAAAAUGCCAAUCUGUGUCGGAAAAUGUCCCGUGCCAUGGCCCAACAUCAUGAACAAUCGUCACUGCCUGGACCAGCCAGAAGUUCCCGAUGAACUAGUCCAACUCCGAUGCAACCCCCACGUUCGGCUUACCUGCAUCCCAACAAAGAGUUUCGAAGCGAAAAAAUGUGACAACCCCUGUGCCCCCAGGGACCAUCUGGACAUUGCGUUGUCUGCUUGUUAUGACCAUCAUCGCCAGUGGUGGGCUCCUAAAGCUCAAACCAUCAUGCAGUGCCCCACAUACCGACUCUUCCCAUGGGGAAGAGCUCAAGCUCGAGUUUGCCGACUGAAAUGCUUACCGGACGACCCUUGUCUCAAUUAUUGCAAUGCUGCGACGCAAGAGCAAGUGAUGGUCAACCACGAACCUUAUCGAAAUGAUGCAAGCCAUAUGAACUGCAGCAUCGGGUCACCCCACAUUUCCAACACCAACCGAGGCUUUGCUCGACCUAUGCUCGACGGACUUUUCUACAACUCGUAAAUUGGGAGUUUGCAAAUUUUUUCAGAUUUUUUAUGCAGCCUGACAAUUCAAAAUUCUUGUGAAACUUGACUUCUCGCACCUAAUAAAAUUGAUUUGAGGAGAUUAAGGUGAAAA
Folsomia candida is the source of this 819-nucleotide messenger RNA. RefSeq lists its product as uncharacterized. Bases 193 to 705 code for a protein of 170 amino acids. The transcript has 5 exons. The record is from RefSeq and is a predicted model, not a curated record. NCBI's taxonomy places the organism in Eukaryota, Metazoa, Arthropoda, Collembola, Entomobryomorpha, Isotomidae.